AUGGGUCAAGACGAAUCGCGCAUGGUGGAUGAGAAGACACCGCCGCAGACGCUGAAGAGCCGCACACUGGACGCUGUCGCCGAGUACAUUAGGGAUGGGAGGGCGCGGCGCAUCGUGGUCAUGACAGGCGCGGGUAUCAGCACAUCGGCAGGCAUACCGGACUUCCGGUCUCCAGAUACGGGUCUCUACGCAAACCUCGCGCGCCUAAACCUCCCCUACGCCGAAGCCGUCUUCGACAUUGGCUAUUUCCGAGGCAACCCUUUGCCAUUCUAUACCCUCGCCCAGGAACUAUACCCCGGCAACUACCGACCAACCAUCACGCACUCGUUCAUAAACCUGUUACACCAAAAAGGCCUCCUGCUGAAGCUGUUCACCCAGAAUAUCGACUGCCUCGAGCGCGAAGCAGGUGUACCGGACGACAAGAUCGUAGAGGCACAUGGCAGCUUCGCGCGACAGAGUUGCAUCGAGUGCAAGGCGCCUUACCCUGAAGAACUGAUGAAGAAGGCCAUCCAUGAGAAAUCCGUCCCCCACUGCAUACGAGAAGAGUGCGACGGCCUCGUGAAGCCCGAGAUCGUCUUCUUCGGUGAGCAACUACCCGCGGACUUCUUCGAAAAUCGUUCGUUGCCUGGCGAGGCCGACUUAUGCAUAGUCAUGGGUACCUCUCUGAGCGUACAACCGUUCGCGUCUCUGCCUAUGAUGUGCGGGGAUGGCACACCCAGAGUCUUGAUAAAUGGUGAGCAAGUAGGAGAGAUGGGGUCAAGAGCAGACGAUGUGCUUCUGAUCCAGGACUGCGAUACCGGCGUGCGGAAGCUCGCCGAAGCAUGCGGCUGGCUGGAUGAGCUAGAGGAUCUAUGGGAACAGACAGCACCGUGGGCACGGUCGGGCCAGCCGAAACCGGAGCAGGCAGACGAGCCAAAGAAGAGUCCUGAUGAGCAGCUGCAGGACGAGGUCGACAAACUCACCAAAGAGAUUGAUCAGAACCUCCAGCUUGGUCAGGAUCAGCACACUUGGUUGGAGAACCAUGUGGACAACAAGUUCGCAAGAGUACAGGAUAAUGAAAACGGCAAAGGCCCGACCGCACCCCUCACGACCGGGAAAACAGUCGCAUCAGAUACGAAAGCGGAGAGAAGGGAGCCCAGCGACGGCGGUCUGCAUCACGUUUUUCCGUGGCUGAGCAAAAAAUCUUCACUUUGA
This is a messenger RNA of Didymosphaeria variabile, 1194 nucleotides long. It is a transcript of the gene HST2, whose product is annotated as Sir2 histone deacetylase Hst2. The transcript has 2 exons. Gene Ontology annotation, molecular function: histone deacetylase activity, NAD-dependent; NAD+ binding. The record is from RefSeq and is a predicted model, not a curated record. NCBI's taxonomy places the organism in Eukaryota, Fungi, Ascomycota, Dothideomycetes, Pleosporales, Didymosphaeriaceae. The coding region runs from base 1 to 1194 and encodes 397 amino acids.